Molecule: messenger RNA, 2856 nt
Organism: Salmo salar (Atlantic salmon)
Lineage: Eukaryota; Metazoa; Chordata; Actinopteri; Salmoniformes; Salmonidae
Source: RefSeq, a predicted model, not a curated record
AUGUUUGGGGUCCAGUUUGCUGUCAGCAGUGGAAGAUGCACCAGAGGGGCCUUCAUGCUACUGAUUAAAGUCAACAAAGAACUCAAGGAGGAGCUGAAAUGUGACUUCAUCAUGGUCAUUGACACAGAGGGGUUGAAAUCACCAGAGUUGGCUCAACUAGAUGAUAGCCAUGAACAUGACAAGGAACUGGCAACACUGGUGAUUGGACUCAGUGAUGUCACUAUCAUCAACAUCUCCAUGGAGAACUCCACAGAGAUGAAAGACAUUCUGCAGAUUGUUGUUCAUACCUUCCUCAGGAUGAAGGAAGUGGUGAAGAAACCAGUAUGUCAUUUUGUUCACCAGAAUGUGUCAGACGUGUCUGCUCAUGACAACAACAUGAGGGACAGGAAUAAGUUGUUGGAACAGUUGAAUGAAAUGACCCAGGCAGCAGCCAGAAUGGAGAAGAAGGAGAAUAUCACCAAGUUCACUGAUGUGAUGGAGUAUGAUCCAGACACAAGCAGCUGGUACAUCCCAGGACUCUGGCAUGGGACUCCCCCUAUGGCUCCAGUCAAUGCUGGCUACAAGCACCGUCUGGAACUGUAUAUGCAGAAAGUUGGACUGCAACAGUAUUUCCCACAGAAACUGUCGUUGAAUACCAUGCUAGCAGUCGAUGGCCAGAUGUUGGAGGACAACCACGCUCCAACUCUACAGUCCCUACCAUUGUGUUUUCUGAAAGAACUGAUGAGGGUGAAUGUGUCAGCAAGGGAUGUGCAGUCUGAUGAUGAAGAUCUUAUAAACCCUCUAGACCUCACAACAGCCCUGUUUCUGUGUUCAGAUAGUUUCCUGCAGCAGGAUAUGGCUCUGAAAAUGACCAUGUGUCAGUUUUCUGUUCCUCUCCUGCUGCCAAACUGUGACACAGAACAAAGCAUGUUGAUGCUGUGGGCCAUGAGGGACAUAGUGAAGAAGUACAGGCCUCAUUCAAUGAAAGACCAGAAAGGGUAUGUUGAGAAAAGUAUUGUGCUCACUGAACUCCCUAUGGUGUCAUUUGUUAGACUGGGAAACAGCACAUUAUCAAAGUCUCAGCUUCUGAAUGAUGUUCUAAGCUGUUCUCAGCAGAAUUACAACACCUUUGUUCACAGUAACAUGCCAGCUGGCAACAUUCCAAGAACUAUUUCUGAUGGGUUAGUGGAAAUCAGCUGGUACCUGCCCAGUGGCAACCCAAACAUUGACGUCUUCACCGAACCUGUGGCUGUAGCUAAUCUUCGUGGUGAUAUCCAGGAUUUUCAGACCCAGUUCUCUUUCCUCUGCGAGACGUCAGCAGCGGUGUUUGUGUUCUGUGAUGAUUUGGGCUCUGACAGCAGUAUUCUGAACCUCCAGAAGAUGAAAGAUCGACUGUUCAUUGUAUGCAACUCUGAGGCUAAGAGCUAUGAUGCAGCCACGUUUGAGAAACACUCUGGUGUCAUAAUAAGGAAAGACAGGCAAAUAAACAACGCACAGCUGGCGAAGAAGCUCCGGACUUCCGAAGAAGAGCGCUCCUAUUUCCUAAAGUGGAUGAAGCUCAAUCUGGACAACCUGUCAAGAGCACAUCUGUCCUCUCUCAGAGAAAAAUAUAAAGAACUGUGUCAAAGUACCCCAAACAAGAAAGACCUCAUUGCCGAUUUAGACAAACAGAUCUCAAACAGUUCCUUAGGAACUGAACAUUUCUUAAGAGAAGUUGGACAGAUGUACGAGGCAACCAUGUCCUCUGAAAGCAAUGAGACUCAACAGCAAGUUCAAGGACUGCCAAGUAUCUGUGCCCAAUUAAUGUUGGAUGGGUUUCCACUGGAGCUGAUGGAUGGUGAUGCAUCAAACAUCCCAAUGAAGUGGAUAUCAGAUGUUCUGCAGGAGCUCCACUUUUUGACUAUGUCAAACAGUAAGAUCCGGGUGGUUUCUGUUUUAGGGGUCCAAAGCUCUGGAAAGUCCACCCUUCUGAAUACCAUGUUUGGAGUCCAGUUUGCAGUGAGCAGUGGAAGAUGCACCAGAGGGGCCUUCAUGCAGCUUAUCAAAGUCGAAGAGGAAUUCAGGGGUAAACUAAAAUGUGACUUCAUCAUGGUUAUUGACUCAGAGGGGCUAAAGGGACUUCAAUCUACCCGCCUUACUGACAAUUAUCAGCAUGAUAAUGAACUAGCCACACUUUUGGUAGGACUGAGUGACAUCUCAAUUGUGAAUAUUGCUAUGGAGAACAGCACAGAUAUGAAAGACACAAUGCAGAUUGUAGCCCAUGCCUUCCUCAGGAUGAAAGAAUUAGGGAAGAAGCCCAGGUGUCAGUUUGUGCACCAGAAUGUUGGAGAUAUAUCUUCUCAUGACAAAAACCUUUGGGACAGGAAGCGUCUUCUUGAGCAGCUGAAUGAGAUGACAACUUUAGCAAGCAGGAUGGAAAAUACUGGUGACGACACUAAGUUUACUGACAUCAUAGACUACAGUCUUGAGGACACAUGUUACAUCCCAGGUCUCUGGCAUGGCAGUCCGCCCAUGGCACCUGUCAAUGUGGGUUACAGUGAAGCUGUGGCCAAUUUCAAGAAGAAGUUGAUUAAUGUGUUCAAAAAGGAGGAAGCCUCAAACACACAAACAAUCCCAGAGUUACAGUCUGAGAUUAUACGUUUAUGGACGUCAAUUAAAUAUGAGAACUUCAUCUUUAGUUUCCGCAACAGCAUUGUGGCUGAGGCAUACAGCAAGCUGUGUGUGGAGUUUGAUCGAUGGGAGAGAGCCUUCCAAAAGCACAUGUACACCUGGCUGAUCAAAGCAGAAACUAGGGUGGCAAACUACGGCAUAAAGGGGUCGCGCCAAGAGUCUGCCCUGGAUGACCUCUUAAACAGUAUUGAGAAAGAGGUGCUAUAA